AUGUCCAGAGAUUCUAAUUUUUCAUACGUACAUAUAAACCAUCCUAAUCAGGUUCUUUACAUUGAGAAAUGGAAAGAUGAGCCUAUACCUUUUGACGACAUUGAUACUCAAAUAUUGUUCGAUACUACGUUGAGCGUAUAUCCUAAUUUUUUCUUUGAAGAAGAAGAUGAUAAUAAUCUCUUAGUCAACUCAAUGAAUUUUGGGUUGAAAAGUCUUAAAAAUAAAAGGAAAUUAUUGAAGGAAAAGAUAUGGAAUGACCUCAACAUAACAGAGAAGUUUUCGGACCAACUGCAUCCUGAUAACGUGGAUAGGACUAUUUUGAGCCCAUUAUACACUAAACACCAGAGCAAAAACUAUGAUGACUUUGAAGGCGAUGAAGGAUUGACUAUUGGCGAAUUCAUGUCAAAUGGAUUUACAUUAGCAGAUAAUUUAGAGAGAUUGCAGAUAGAAAAUCAUGACUUUUUAAACUUCACCCAUCUGAAUGACACCUUUUUAAAUUCAAGGUCGAAUUCUUUUAGCCAGCCAGUGUUGCAAACUCCAAGAAUGACGAAAACGAGACAGCCUUCUAACGAUAACAAUUUUCAAACACCGAUUACGCGAAUGACAAGAUAA
Priceomyces carsonii is the source of this 612-nucleotide messenger RNA. RefSeq names its product Cta6p (gene CTA6). The transcript has a single exon. Bases 1 to 612 code for a protein of 203 amino acids. The record is from RefSeq and is a predicted model, not a curated record. NCBI's taxonomy places the organism in Eukaryota, Fungi, Ascomycota, Pichiomycetes, Serinales, Debaryomycetaceae. Gene Ontology annotation, cellular component: anaphase-promoting complex.